Messenger RNA from Gambusia affinis (western mosquitofish), 8778 nucleotides. Its product is annotated as neuroblast differentiation-associated protein AHNAK. The transcript has 5 exons. The coding region runs from base 16 to 8073 and encodes 2685 amino acids. The record is from RefSeq and is a predicted model, not a curated record. NCBI's taxonomy places the organism in Eukaryota, Metazoa, Chordata, Actinopteri, Cyprinodontiformes, Poeciliidae. Gene Ontology annotation, biological process: regulation of RNA splicing. Gene Ontology annotation, cellular component: cytoplasm; nucleus.
UUUGCAGGGGGGAGGAUGAAGUGGCGGUUUUCCACAUGGUGGCAAGACGUUCCAGGCCCAACCUGUUUGUCUGCUUCAGGAGGAGUAUCCACCUGCCUGACAUGUGCUCCUCUCAGUGACAGCCAGGUGAGCUGCCAGCACGGACUCAACUUCAACCUGGAACGGCCGGAUGGAUCCCCAGGUUUAGAUCUACAAACAACCAUUAAAAAUAUGGCAACACAUCGAAGGGGGCGGAGCCUCUCUGAGGCCUUGACCCUGGACGAGUUGGAGAACGGGGCGCUGGUCAUUUCCAGUGCUACCGAUUCCUCCCACAACCUGAAGAAAGGAGAUGAAAUUUUGGGAGCAACAAUAAAUUUUAAUCGGCUGUCAAAAGAGGAGGUGAUAAAAGUGCUGAAACUGAUGGAGCCAUUUGAUGACAAGGUCAAAGUUCUUACCAGAAGCUGCCUGAGCAAGAGUGUUGACAGUUUGGACCAGUGUGCCAGAAAUCCAGAGGCAAUGCUGACGGAUUCCUAUACUAAACUCUACAAUGCCAAAAUAAAGAGGUUUGUGAAAGAUGACUCAUCUGCUGGUGGUAAAGCUGCUUCAUCUAAGGUCAACCUAAAGCGUGACAUGGGGCUGCCUCGGUUUGGAGUUGAUUUUGGACUUCUCAAAUCCACAUCGUUGAGUGUAGAUGAUGGUGCAGAUGCUGAUGCAGAUUCUGAGUUUGAAGUCAGAGAUCUGGUGGAUGGCACCAAUAUGAACCUUCCACCACUUGGUGGCAAUUUGAAUGGACCUACUGCUGGUAACACCCUAGUGCCAAGACGAAGACUUGAUGCUAGAAAUCCACAGUCACAUGUUGGAGACUACCAUUUCUCUGGGACAUUACCAGAUGAUUUAAAUGGCAUGACUGCAGCUGGUGGUCUGAAAAUGCCAAAUCUUGAAAAAGUUCUGGAUACAGGAUUGGGCUCAAAAGGUUCAGAUGAGUUCCUUCCAGAUCAUGAUAUAGAAGUUAUGGGACCAGAUGGAAUGUCAACAGUUCCUAAAGGUAAACUCAGUCUGAAGCAUUCCAAAAGGCUGAAAACCCCAGAUCUAAAUUUAGAUGAUCCAUCUAGUUUCGUGGAAUCACCAAAACUUAGGCUUUCUGGGACAUUACCUCAAAUGGACCUAGGAAAUGUCAAUGUGGAUACUCCGUGUGGGUCAGUCCAGUUGCCUAAUAUGGAGUGCCCUGGUGAAAGUGUGGGUGCUGAUAAAAAAAUUGAUUUUAGUGUUAAAACCCCUAAGAUAAAAAGUGGCAUGUCUGCAUCUGAUACUCAUUUAUCCAAAGUUGACUGGAAGGGAAUAAAUUUGGCCACUGAUACUCCUUCUGCUGGUGUCACAAGUAAAACUGGAAAGUACAAGGCUCCUAAAUUUACAAUGCCCAAAUUUGAUUUGCCAUAUAUUCAAGUCCCAGAUUUAGAUAUGGGUAUUUCAGGUCCAUCUGGGAAAUUUAAAAAGCCCAACUUAAGCAUCCCUGACUUGAGCCUUUCAGGUCCAAAGACAGGUGGUCUGAACUUGGACCUGGGAUCACCUGAUCUUAAUGUCUGUGCACCUAAUUUCAGAGGUGACUUCAAAACCCCCAAACUAGACCACAGUGGCCUAAAAACUGACUUAGAUAUGCCUUCAGGCACCAUAAAAAUGCCCGAAGGUCCUUCUGGAAAACUCAAGAUGCCCAAAACCAACCUUUCAAGUACAUUGCCAAAAGGACCAAAUUUAAACCUAGAUGCAGACCUCAAGUCACCAGAUUGGAGUCUCAAAACACCAAAGAUCAAGGGUGGCAUAAAUGCUCCUGAUUUGGACUUGCCAGACAUGGACCUUAAAGCUCCCAAAUUUGAUGUAAAUACACCAGAUGUCAACACACCAACAGGAAAGCUUAAAAUGCCUAAAAUGAAAAUGCCCAAAUUUAACUUCCCAGGUAUCGAAGGACCUGAACUUGAUGGUAACCUAAAUGGUCCAAAUAUAGAUGUAAAUGCACCUGAUCUAAACCUUGAAGCACCUAAAGUUGAUCUAGAUUUGAACAUGCCUGAUCUGUCUGGGAAAUUCAAAAAGCCCAACCUGACGAUGCCUGACUUGGGUCUUUCAGGUCCAAAGAUAGAUGGGCCCAACUUAGACAUGCCGUCAGGAAAGCUAAAAAUGCCUGAUGUUGAAGGUCCUGAUUGGGAUGUUAAAGGUCCAUCAGGGAAACUCAAAAUGCCAAAAAUGGACUUUUCAGGUACAUUACCAAAAGGACCAAAUUUAGACUUAAACGCAGAUCUUAAGUCACCAGAUUGGAGUCUCAAAAAACCAAAGAUCAAAGGUGGCAUAAAUGCUCCUGAUCUGGACUUGCCAGACGUGGACCUUAAAGCUCCCAAGUUAGAUAUGAAUACACCAGAUGUCAACAUUGGAUCACCCAAAGGAAAGUUUAAAAUGCCUAAAAUGAAAAUGCCCAAAUUUGGCUUCCCAGGCAUCAAAGGGCCUGAACUUGAUGGCAACCUAAAUGGUCCAAAUAUAGAUGUAAAUGCACCUGAUCUAAACCUUAAAGCACCUAAAGCUGAUUUAGAUUUGAACAUGCCUGACCUGUCUGGGAAAUUCAAAAAGCCCAAGCUGACGAUGCCUGACUUGGGUCUUUCAGGUCCAAAGAUAGAUGGGCCCAACUUAGACAUGCCGUCAGGAAAGCUAAAAAUGCCUGAUGUUGAAGGUCCUGAUUGGGAUGUUAAAGGUCCAUCAGGGAAACUCAAAAUGCCAAAAAUGGACUUUUCAGGUACAUUACCAAAAGGACCAAAUUUAGACUUAAACGCAGAUCUUAAGUCACCUGAUUGGAGUCUCAAAAAACCAAAGAUCAAAGGUGGCAUAAAUGCUCCUGAUCUGGACUUGCCAGACGUGGACCUUAAAGCUCCCAAGUUAGAUAUGAAUACACCAGAUGUCAACAUUGGAUCACCCAAAGGAAAGUUUAAAAUGCCUAAAAUGAAAAUGCCCAAAUUUGGCUUCCCAGGCAUCAAAGGGCCUGAACUUGAUGGCAACCUAAAUGGUCCAAAUAUAGAUGUAAAUGCACCUGAUCUAAACCUUAAAGCACCUAAAGCUGAUUUAGAUUUGAACAUGCCUGACCUGUCUGGGAAAUUCAAAAAGCCCAACCUGACGAUGCCUGACUUGGGUCUUUCAGGUCCAAAGAUAGAUGGGCCCAACUUAGACAUGCCGUCAGGAAAGCUAAAAAUGCCUGAUGUUGAAGGUCCUGAUUGGGAUGUUAAAGGUCCAUCAGGGAAACUCAAAAUGCCAAAAAUGGACUUUUCAGGUACAUUACCAAAAGGACCAAAUUUAGACUUAAACGCAGAUCUUAAGUCACCUGAUUGGAGUCUCAAAAAACCAAAGAUCAAAGGUGGUAUAAAUGCUCCUGAUCUGGACUUGCCAGACGUGGACCUUAAAGCUCCCAAGUUAGAAAUGAAUACACCAGAUGUCAACAUUGGAUCACCCAAAGGAAAGUUUAAAAUGCCUAAAAUGAAAAUGCCCAAAUUUGGCUUCCCAGGCAUCAAAGGGCCUGAACUUGAUGGCAACCUAAAUGGUCCAAAUAUAGAUGUAAAUGCACCUGAUCUAAACCUUAAAGCACCUAAAGCUGAUUUAGAUUUGAACAUGCCUGACCUGUCUGGGAAAUUCAAAAAGCCCAACCUGACGAUGCCUGACUUGGGUCUUUCAGGUCCAAAGAUAGAUGGGCCCAACUUAGACAUGCCGUCAGGAAAGCUAAAAAUGCCUGAUGUUGAAGGUCCUGAUUGGGAUGUUAAAGGUCCAUCAGGGAAACUCAAAAUGCCAAAAAUGGACUUUUCAGGUACAUUACCAAAAGGACCAAAUAUAGACUUAAACGCAGAUCUUAAGUCACCAGAUUGGAGUCUCAAAAAACCAAAGAUCAAAGGUGGCAUAAAUGCUCCUGAUCUGGACUUGCCAGACGUGGACCUUAAAGCUCCCAAGUUAGAUAUGAAUACACCAGAUGUCAACAUUGGAUCACCCAAAGGAAAGUUUAAAAUGCCUAAAAUGAAAAUGCCCAAAUUUGGCUUCCCAGGCAUCAAAGGGCCUGAACUUGAUGGCAACCUAAAUGGUCCAAAUAUAGAUGUAAAUGCACCUGAUCUAAACCUUCAAGCCUCUAAAGCUGAUCUAGAUUUGAACAUGCAUGACCUGUCUGGGAAAUUCAAAAAGCCCAACCUAAACUUACCUAAAUUGGGUCUUUCAGGUCCAGAGAUAGAUGGGCCCAACUUAGACAUGCCGUCAGGAAAACUAAAAAUGCCUGAUGUUGAAGGUCCUGACUGGGAUGUUAAAGGUCCAUCAGGGAAACUCAAAAUGCCAAAAAUUGACUUUUCAGGUACAUUACCAAAAGGACCAAAUUUAGACUUAAACGCAGAUCUUAAGUCACCAGAUUGGAGUCUCAAAAAACCAAAGAUCAAAGGUGGUAUAAAUGCUCCUGAUCUGGACUUGCCAGACGUGGACCUUAAAGCUCCUAAGUUUGAUAUGAAUACACCAGAUGUCAACAUUGGAUCACCCAAAGGAAAGUUUAAAAUGCCUAAAAUGAAAAUGCCCAAAUUUGGCUUCCCAGGCAUCAAAGGGCCUGAACUUGAUGGCAACCUAAAUGGUCCAAAUAUAGAUGUAAAUGCACCUGAUCUAAACCUUAAAGCACCUAAAGCUGAUUUAGAUUUGAACAUGCCUGACCUGUCUGGGAAAUUCAAAAAGCCCAACCUGACGAUGCCUGACUUGGGUCUUUCAGGUCCAAAGAUAGAUGGGCCCAACUUAGACAUGCCGUCAGGAAAGCUAAAAAUGCCUGAUGUUGAAGGUCCUGAUUGGGAUGUUAAAGGUCCAUCAGGGAAACUCAAAAUGCCAAAAAUGGACUUUUCAGGUACAUUACCAAAAGGACCAAAUUUAGACUUAAACGCAGAUCUUAAGUCACCUGAUUGGAGUCUCAAAAAACCAAAGAUCAAAGGUGGCAUAAAUGCUCCUGAUCUGGACUUGCCAGACGUGGACCUUAAAGCUCCCAAGUUAGAUAUGAAUACACCAGAUGUCAACAUUGGAUCACCCAAAGGAAAGCUUAAAAUGCCUAAAAUGAAAAUGCCCAAAUUUGGCUUCCCAGGCAUCAAAGGGCCUGAACUUGAUGGCAACCUAAAUGGUCCAAAUAUAGAUGUAAAUGCACCUGAUCUAAACCUUAAAGCACCUAAAGCUGAUUUAGAUUUGAACAUGCCUGACCUGUCUGGGAAAUUCAAAAAGCCCAACCUAAACUUACCUAACUUGGGUCUUUCAGGUCCAGAGAUAGAUGGGCCCAACUUAGACAUGCCAUCAGGAAAGCUAAAAAUGCCUGAUAUUGAAGGUCCUGAUUGGGAUGUUAAAGGUCCAUCAGGGAAACUCAAAAUGCCAAAAAUGGACUUUUCAGGUACAUUACCAAAAGGACCAAAUUUAGACUUAAACGCAGAUCUUAAGUCACCUGAUUGGAGUCUCAAAAAACCAAAGAUCAAAGGUGGUAUAAAUGCUCCUGAUCUGGACUUGCCAGACGUGGACCUUAAAGCUCCCAAGUUAGAUAUGAAUACACCAGAUGUCAACAUUGGAUCACCCAAAGGAAAGUUUAAAAUGCCUAAAAUGAAAAUGCCCAAAUUUGGCUUCCCAGGCAUCAAAGGGCCUGAACUUGAUGGCAACCUAAAUGGUCCAAAUAUAGAUGUAAAUGCACCUGAUCUCAACCUUAAAGCACCUAAAGCUGAUUUAGAUUUGAACAUGCCUGACCUGUCUGGGAAAUUCAAAAAGCCCAACCUGACGAUGCCCGACUUGGGUCUUUCAGGUCCAAAGAUAGAUGGGCCCAAUUUAGACAUGCCGUCAGGAAAGCUAAAAAUGCCUGAUGUUGAAGGUCCUGAUUGGGAUGUUAAAGGUCCAUCAGGGAAACUCAAAAUGCCAAAAAUGGACUUUUCAGGUACAUUACCAAAAGGACCAAAUUUAGACUUAAACGCAGAUCUUAAGUCACCUGAUUGGAGUCUCAAAAAACCAAAGAUCAAAGGUGGCAUAAAUGCUCCUGAUCUGGACUUGCCAGACGUGGACCUUAAAGCUCCCAAGUUAGAUAUGAAUACACCAAAUGUCAAUAUUGGAUCACCCAAAGGAAAGUUUAAAAUGCCUAAAAUGAAAAUGCCCAAAUUUGGCUUCCCAGGCAUCAAAGGGCCUGAACUUGAUGGCAACCUAAAUGGUCCAAAUAUAGAUGUAAAUGCACCUGAUCUAAACCUUAAAGCACCUAAAGCUGAUUUAGAUUUGAACAUGCCUGACCUGUCUGGGAAAUUCAAAAAGCCCAACCUGACGAUGCCUGACUUGGGUCUUUCAGGUCCAAAGAUAGAUGGGCCUAACUUGGAUUUGGGAUCACCUGAUCUAGAUGUCUCCGGACCUAAUCUAUCAGGUGGAAUAAAAAUGCCCGACAUCAAUAUGCCUAAGGCUAACUUUAAGACCCCCAAACUAAAUCUCAGUGGCCCAAAGGCCAACUUAGACAUGCCGUCAGGAAAGCUAAAUAUGCCUGAAAUCGAAGGUCCUCACUGGGAUGUUAAAGGUUCAUCAGGAAAGCUCAAAAUGCCAAAAAUGAACCUUUCAGGUACAUUACCAAAAGGGCCAAAUUUAGACUUAAAUGCAGAUCUUAAGUCACCAGAUUUUAGUGUCAGAGCUCCGAAGGUCAAGAGUGGGAUGAAUGACUCUGAAAUGCCUGAUGUAGGGUUUGGAAGCCCAUCAGGCAAUCGUAAAAAGUAUCCUUUGAAAAUGCCCAAAGUUGGAUUUUCAAGUUCAAAGUUAAAUGACUCUGAUCUUGAUAUUCCAAAAAUAAAAGGUGGACUUGAUUCUCCCAACCUGAGUUUACCAAACAAAGACUUCAGAUCCUCUAUGCCUGAUUUUGAUGUUCCAGAUGUUGAUUUUGGUACUUCACCAUUUAAAUUGCCAAACUUGAAAAUUCCUGAUGUGGGAUUUUCUAGUCCAAAGCUAGAGGACCCUAAACUUGAUUUCACAUCACCAGAUUUUAAUGCUAAAUUACCAAAGGGACAAAAUCUGAGAUUAAAUCCACACCUCAAUUCUCCAGAACUGAAUCUCAAAGCGCCAAACAUGAAAGGUGGAGUCAACUCCUUUAAGGUUGGUGCACCAAACGUCAACCUCCAAGCUCCCAAGUUGGAUAUUAACAAUCCAGGUGGCAAUGUUGGUUUAUCUGGUGCAAAUGUAAAAAAGUCCCAAAUGAAGAUGCCAAAAGGUCUCAAUACUAACUUAACAAGUGACCUUAAAAUGCCCAAUAUAUCUGGUAAUAGUCCAAAAGUAUUAGGACCAAAGCUGAGAGAUUCUGAUUUUAGUUUGCCAGCUUUAGAUCUAGCUGAAUAUGAAAUAAAUGGUCCAAAGCUGAGUGCAAAACAACGUAAUUUGAGAGUAAAUGGCAACAUUGGACAAUCAGAAAUGGACAUCUCUGACCCAAGAAUGAAAGGAGAUUUAAUUGGUGCUCGCAUGGGUAUGAAUUCUUCUUUGAUAGACAUACGUAGUCCUCAUCUAAGAUCUCCAAAUCUUAACAUUGACUAUGCUUCCAUAAAUGUCAAGGGAGCCUCGUAUAAGAAUCGCAGAUCAGAUAUGGCAGGUAUGAGUUUGAAAAGACCAGAUUUAGAUAUAGAUCAAGACAUUCGACUUUAUAAAAAGUCUACUAAAACCAAUGUGAGGUCCAGCUACCCUGCAGUGGAUCAUGCCUUACACCAAUACAUUGAUUUGAACCAUUCAGAUCUCAACAUUGAUGAUUUCACAGGGAGAGACCAUGUGCUUAGAGCUAGGGGUUCACAACCAGAUAUCCGGGGACAAUCUAAACAUCAACAAUGGGUCCCGUCUUCUGGGGUUUAUGUUGACCCCAGAAACAGCAGAGAUCACAGUUUGCAUGGUUUACCUCAAAAUGACCCUGCCGGUUCAGGAGGAUACUUUGUCACUGUUUUCCCCAAACAAGCUCUUCUGAAGAGUAAAUACAACACAACCAGUAGGCUUGGGUUGCCAACAGCAAAAAUGGACCUUGAUGUUCCAGAUGAAAACUACCUAAAGGGCUCAACCUACUUUUUCUCCAACCUUGUAUAGUCACGGGAGCACUUGCAUGUCUCUACUUUUGUAUACUUAAUAUUUUGCUUGAUUUCUUUAUUUAUUGUGACCAUUGUUCCUGUGUGUUCUGUAUAUUUUUGUACAUAAAGCCGUUUGCAGUUUGGUCGAAGUGCAUUGUAACGCAUAUUUUUUUUCAGUUCUUUUAUAAUAUGCUAAAAGAAUUUUUUUAACAUUUUGUUUUACACAAUACUUUCUCAAAAUAUUUUAUGGCAUUUUAAAACUUUAUAAUAGUAUUUUAUUCAUUAUUUAGUUGCUUUGAUGUUGAAGCUCCUGGAUAAAAUUACAUAGUGUUACAUUGUAGGCACAAUAAAUUGUUUACAUUCUAUUUUAAAAAGAAUCAUAAGUUUUAAAUCGUUUGUUGCCUGUUCUCUGUAAUCGAAGGAUCAUCGAAUGAAAUAGUUAAACACAUAUAUUUUCAAAUUUUAGCUUAAACUGAAUUGUAAUUUCUAACAUAAAAUGCAUAAAUGAUGAAGUUAUUGAACUGCUUGAUUUCCCCCUUAAGAACAGAAAAGUAGUUUCUUUAUUAGUAUGGCAUACAGUUCUGUCCAAAAGUCAUGGCAAUGAUAUAAAUGUAUUAUGUAGCUUUUGUACCAUUUUCACAUCUCUGGUUUAUUUUACAUGUGUUCACAUUUCCUGCAGUAUACAGAAUAAUUAAAAAUCAUAAAUAAAAUUCCUUCAUUUUUA